GGCACGGUGGCCGGACUGGGUCGUGGUGGACGUGCGGCGGAGGCUGCGGUGGGGCGCCCCGGCCCUGAGCGGGCCGUGGCGCCGCUGGCUGCUGCGGUGGCAGCCCGCGGUUGGCCUGCCCUGGGACGCGGCCUACGGCGCGUGGCGGCGCGGCCGCGUGGCCUCCACCGCCGUCUGGGACGACGGGCUGGUGGCCUACCACGACGAGGCCCUGCCGCUCCUGGAGGCGGUGGCGGGGCGCGACGACCGCGCCGUGGACCCGUGCGGCUGGCUGCUGCGGUGGUGGCUGGCCGUCGUCGCGGGGGGCCUCUGGCCCGCGCACGUGGCGGCGGCCGCGCUCCUGCGCGGCAGGGGGGGCGGCCCGGAGCCCCCGGGGAGGUGCCAGGAGCCGCCCGAGAGGGUCUUCAGGGUCUACCUGCUGGACAUCUUCAUGCGGGUCGCGGACCCGAAUGUCCCGCUGGAGCGCACCGUUGGGGUCAUCCCAGAGGGGACGCAUAUCGACAUGCAGGCCUGCCUGCCCGCGCUCUCCCACUGUAUUCAGCACUGGCUACUGGGCCCCGGCGCCAUUCGCAUGGCCGCGCCGCGGCGCAAGCGCGCCACCGCGUACACGCGGGGGCCCCUCUGCGAGAUGAAGGACCGCGCGAUCCGGGACCAGCUCUUGAGCUCGUCCAACCCGCUGCAGGACCAGCAGCACAGGCCAACUACCGUCGUCUCGACUUGCCCUGCUCUGAACGUCACCCUCUUUGUGGGCCACAUGAACAGCGUCCUGUGGACGCGGUACUUGGACCAGAGGUCGUCGAUGGGCUCGCAGGGCCCGCUUGCGCUCCGCCCCCUGAAGUCCAGCGGGGACAGCGUGUCUGGCUUCCACCCGGUCCUGCAGGCCGCGUGGCGCCGCCCAGAGCGGGCGGUCCGCGAGGCCAGGGCCGCCUUCGCGGCCUGCAUGCAGGGGCGGCAGCGGGAAGGGCCCGCGGGCGCGGGGUACCUGCACGAGCGCCAGGUGCGCGUGCAGGCCGCGCCCGUGCGCGAGGGGCUGUUUCUGUACUGCGUGCUGGCGCCUGGCAGGCUGGAGCCGGACUCCCCCUGGCUGGACCUGUGGCGGCGCGACGCCCGGGUGCACCUGCUGCUCGUGACCUGGAAGCGGCCCCUGGACGCGCAUCGGGACUGGGAGCUUCUCACUGACAGGAGGUUCUCGCACCUGUUCGUGCCCAAUAGUACCGUCGGCGAGAGCAAGGUCUCCAGGUACGCCGCCGCCGUGGAGUGGCAGAUCGCCCUCGGCUUCCGCUUCCACUACACGGCCUUCGUGGACUCGGACGUCUCGCUCCGCUUCUCCGCCCAGACGCUGGAUGCAGAAGACCGGGCCGGCAGCGAGUACACGGCCCCCUUCGGCCGGCACCGGGGCCCCCUGGACGGCCGGCGCCCGUGCGUGCGGGACUGGGACCCGCUCUUCGAGGUGGCCGCCAACGCGCUCUUCGCGGGCCGCGUGGCGCAGUACAACAGCCUGGAGGUGGAGCCCGGGCGGGAGUUCCACUCGGGCUACAGCAAGUACCGGGAUCGACUCGCUGCGCCCGGAACAGGGGAGAGCAUGCUCCCAGACCUCGAUCACAGCUUCGUCCGCGUCGCCCUCCCGAUGUCCAGGCGCCUCGCCGCGACGCUUCCGCCCGGGCUGGCGCAGCGGGUGCCCUACGAGCCGUUUCAGCUCUGGCAGGGCGCCGAGUUCUCCGAGGAGUGCCUGUCGACGCUGCCGGGGCUCGCGGCGGCGGGCUCGGCGCUCUGGCGGGAGGAGCAGGACUUGCGCUGCCCAGGCGAAGGGUGGGAGCCCUCGAACUGGACCCAGCGCUCCGGGGCCUCGCGGCACGUCUUGGCAGAAAGAAUGGAGAGCAUGAUCUUGGACAUGCUCGCGAGCCUCGCGGUGUUUGAUCAGGAGGUGCGGGCGGGGCGCGUGGAGGAGGUGCGGCUGCCGGCGGUGCACCCGAGCCUGGAGGCCCCGCCGCCCUGGCGGGCCGCCGAGCUCCUCGGGCCCUACCGCCUGGAGCUGGCGCUGCACUGCCGCGUCUACGAGCUGGCCGUGCCCUGCAGGAGGAGGCGAGACUCGUUCUUCCGCACGCUGCAUUCGGUGGGCCCCGUCGUGCAGGAGGUGCUCGACCUCCUCGCCGAGCGCUGGCGGCCCCGCGUCGCGACGCUGCGGCAGGCCGCGGACGCCUUCCACAUGGAGUCGCCGCCCGCCUCCCCCGAGGACCGGCUGCUGCUCCACUUCGAGGUGGCCGCGGGCGCGGACGCCGUGGGCCCCCCGCCCGCUGCCGCGACGGCCUCCCGCGACCCUCGGGCCUGGCUGCGCGGGCGGCGCGCCGCCAGCGUGGUGCACGCGGUGGACCACGGCCUGGGCCUCGCCAGCGCCGCCCAUCGAAGAGCGCGCGAAGGGCUUGGCCCAGGACGCUGGGCGCGGAGCGCGCGCGCUGAUCGUCCAGGCAGUGCCAGGGCGCCCCGGCGAGGACGCCGCGAUGCCCCCGCCCGGCGAGGACGACGCGGACCUGCUGCUGGUGGGGCCGCAGGCGGUGGACGUGCCGGCGUGGGUCUGCCUGCAG
Molecule: messenger RNA, 2582 nt
Organism: Prorocentrum cordatum
Lineage: Eukaryota; Dinophyceae; Prorocentrales; Prorocentraceae
Source: the annotation of a GenBank genome assembly